AUGGAUCAAACAAAGGGUUACGAACACGUUCGGUACACUGCACCUGACCUUAGAGAUGAAGGGCUUGGCUCCAUUAACCAAAGGUUUCCACACGAUUCUUCAACUAGUAUUAACUCAAACGUACGACCUCCGGAUUAUGGUAUCCCGACCCCUGCUCGGCCUGUGAACUACUCAAUACAGACUGGUGAAGAGUUUGCUUUUGAGUUUAUGAGAGACAGAGUUAUCAUGAGACCACAAUACAUCCCCAAUGCGUAUGGUGAGCCCAGUGGUAUUCCUCUUCCUGUUCCUGUUAACUUAAGUGUUAAGGGAAUGGUCCAUCCCAUGUCUGAGAGUGGCUCGAACACCACAGCAGAAAAACGCCAUGCCUUUGAGCAAGAGAGGAAACCGCCUUCUAGGAUUGAAGAUAAGAGCUAUCGUGAGCUGGUCCAGUCAGCCCCAGUUAUCCCUUCGAGAAAUGAUUCUGGUCAGAGGAUUCAUAGUUUGGUUUCUUCUAGAGCUUCUGAUGGCUCUUUGAACCACGCAAAGUUCUUGUGUAGUUUCGGUGGUAAAAUCAUACCCCGCCCUAGGGAUCAGAAACUCAGAUAUGUAGGCGGUGAAACGCGUAUCAUACGGAUCAGCAAGGCUAUUUCUUUCCAAGAACUCAUGAACAAGCUGUCAGAAAUGUUCCCUGAAGCACGGACGAUUAAAUAUCAGCUGCCAGGCGAGGAUCUCGAUGCCCUUGUUUCUGUAUCUUCUGAUGAGGAUUUGCAAAACAUGAUGGAGGAAUGUUAUGGGUUUGGUAAUGGAGGAUCUGAGAAGCCCAGGAUGUUCUUGUUUUCAACCAGUGAUCUAGAGGAGGCUCAUUUCGGUAUGGGAGCUGGAGAUGGUGAUUCUGAGGUUCAGUAUGUUGUUGCUGUUAAUGGGAUGGGUAUGAGUUCGCAAAAGAGUUCCCUUGACAUAAGUGCUUCCGGCAACAAUUUGAAUGAACUACUUCACAGUAAUAUUGAUAAGGAGAUCAGUCGAGCUGCCACAGAACCAGCAGUGGCUUUUGUUGCUCCCUUGGCAGGUGAUGGAUCUUUAUCAGCGAGCCAAACUUCUCAACCUGUAACAGGUUUUCCCACUGGAAAUGAGCCAUUUCCACAGCCUUAUCUAGGACAGCAAUUGCACUUCACUGGAGUUGGUAACCACCAAGUUUACACAUCAGGUCACAUGGCAAGUGUUGGCUAUAUAGAUGAGAAGGGGUCUGCUCCUUUGCAUGUUCAACCACAAUCUCAUUAUAUCCCUUAUUCUGUGAAUCCUCAACCACCUCUUGAAAGUCUGGUGCCUCACUAUCCACAUAAAUCUGAGCAAGGAAUUUUGCGCGAGGAGCAGAUCUUUCAUGUACAAGAUCCUGAAGCUUCAUCAAAAGAGGCCAAAAUGAGAAGAGAUGACUCAAUUCAAAAGGUAACUGAUCCUGCUAAUGUAUCUACUGUUGAAAGCAAUCUUUCGGCAAAGGAGCCAAAGACUAGAAGAGAAUCCUCAACCCCAAGGGUCAGUGAGUAUUCUGUUUCCUCUGUGUCUGGUGAGUUAACGGUCCCAGAUCACCUCCUGAAGGAAGAAGCUCCAGUUGCCACAGAAUUAUCCAAUUCAACACCAGAUCCAAGUUCUUCAGCUUGUCCAGAGAAAAGUCAGAAAAAAUCCCAGGACCAUGUUGAGAACAAUCUUUCAGCAAAGGAGCCAAAGGUGAGGAAAGAACAGUCCACUACAAGAGUCAGCGAGUAUUCUGUUUCCUCGGUAUCUAGCGAUGUGGUCCCAGAUCACACCCUCAAGGAAGAAACUCCUAUUUCCAAGCAAAUAUCCAAUUUAACACCAGAUCAGAGUUCCUUUGUUCAUCCAGAAAAAAGUCUUAGAACAUCCCAGGACUAUGUUCGGAAGACAAGUGCCUUAGAUACAACUAGUGAAGGCAUGAAAAUCAAUCAGGACAAGCAAUCUUCUCUACCUGGAGGAUUCUCAGCAUCUGGACUUGUUACUUCAGAUGGUGAUUCAUCUAUGGUGAGCAAUGUCGACCAGCCUGUGCUUCAUCAAAGGAUUUUUCAUUCUGAGCGCACUCUACGAGAUCCAGCAGAAACUAACCGCUUGUCUAAAUCUGAUGAUUCCCUUGGUUUUCAAUUCCUGCCUAUCAGCGAAUCAGCUGAAACUUUUCAUGAAGCAACUUUGGAAUCCCAGAAUGUUCAUUCUACUGCACCAGUAAGACCAGCUCCUGAAAGCCUCUGGACAGCCAAGAAUAGUAUCUCACAGUCUGAAAAAAGAAACUUGGAACCUAACCCCCCGGAGCAUGUAAGUCAGUCAGAGACUUUAGUCAAGGCUGUUCCCGGAGGACACAUUGAGAACGGGGAUAUAGUUGUUGAUAUAAAUGAUAGGUUUCCUCGUGAUUUUCUUGCUGAGAUAUUGAAAGCGAAAGAGUCUCCAAACUCCCCUGGACUAGGGCCAUUGCAUGCUGAUGGAGCUGGAGUGAGUUUAAACGUUCAGAAUCUUGACCCUAAAACGUGGUCGUAUUUUCGAAAUUUGGCACCGGAUGAGUUUGAGAGGAAGGAUCUAUCCCUUAUGGAUCAGGACCACCCUGGAUUUCCCACUUCCCUGACUAACACUGACGGAGUUCCUAUUGAUUAUAGCUACCCACCAUUGCAGUCUGAGAAAGUUGCUCCAACUCAGAUAAAUCCACAAAUCCACUUUGAUGGAAAUAUCCAGUCAGAUGUGUCUACCACUGCCGUAGCUGAUUCAAACACAAUAAACACACAAGCAGAUUACGUUCAGUCACAGCUCAAUGGUGCUGAAAGCACAGAUGCAACUGUGAAUACUGGAGUUCCUCUUAUUGACUUCGUGGCUGUGGACAGUAAUAUCAGGUCUCUGCAGGUCAUUAAAAAUGACGACUUGGAAGAACUAAAGGAAUUAGGUUCUGGUACCUUUGGAACUGUUUAUCAUGGAAAAUGGAGAGGUACAGAUGUAGCUAUCAAGCGAAUCAAAAGGAGCUGUUUUAUUGGCCGUUCAUCUGAACAAGAGAGAUUGACCUCAGAGUUCUGGCACGAAGCUGAAAUUCUUUCCAAGCUCCAUCAUCCAAAUGUUAUGGCAUUCUACGGCGUAGUGCAAGAUGGCCCAGGAGGAACUUUAGCUACAGUGACAGAGUACAUGGUCAAUGGCUCGCUUAGACAUGUUCUGCUCAGCAACAGGCAGAUUGAUCGACGAAAGCGACUUAUGAUUGCAAUGGAUGCAGCUUUUGGGAUGGAAUAUCUGCACUCAAAGAACAUAGUGCAUUUCGAUUUAAAGUGUGACAACUUGCUUGUCAACUUAAAGGAUCCCGCUCGUCCCAUAUGCAAGGUUGGUGAUUUCGGUCUGUCAAAGAUAAAAAGAAACACUUUAGUCACUGGCGGCGUAAGAGGGACCCUCCCUUGGAUGGCUCCCGAGCUACUUAGUGGCAGCAGCAGCAAAGUUUCUGAAAAGGUCGAUGUGUUCUCUUUUGGAAUCGUCUUGUGGGAAAUUCUUACCGGUGAGGAACCCUACGCCAAUAUGCAUUACGGCGCAAUAAUAGGAGGGAUAGUGAACAAUACACUGAGACCAACGGUGCCAAGCUACUGUGAUCCGGAGUGGAGGAUGUUGAUGGAGCAGUGUUGGGCUCCUGACCCAUUUGUUCGACCUUCCUUCCCUGAGAUAGCCAGACGACUCCGCACCAUGUCCUCCUCUGCAAAAGCUCACGCCGCCAACCACCAAAUCCACAAGUAA
This is a messenger RNA of Microthlaspi erraticum, 3735 nucleotides long. Lineage: Eukaryota; Viridiplantae; Streptophyta; Magnoliopsida; Brassicales; Brassicaceae. The record is from the annotation of a GenBank genome assembly.